ACCCUCUAGGCCUACUCCCCCGUCUGUAGUAGACUGGAGGGAGUGGGCGGGGAUACACAAAAUCCAGUCUCCCAGGCCACUUCUCAUUGGUCCCGCCCCUUCGAGCUUGGGAGGGGUGGUGCCACCCUUCCGACCUCAAGGUUCCUCUUUGGUCAGAGCACACCGCAGUCCUUUCUGGAAGAUCGUCCAGGCGAGCUAUGGCGGCGACACACGAAAGACCCAGCGCCCGCGAGAUCUUCUCCACUCUGGAGUACGGACCCGCGCCCGACAGCCACGCAUGCGCACUGGCCUGGCUGGACACCCAGGACCGCCUCUUGGGCCACUAUGUAAAUGGGAAGUGGCUAAAGCCGGAACACAGGAAUUCAGUGCCUUGCCAGGACCCUGUCACAGGAGAGAAUUUGGCCAGUUGCCUCCUGGCAGAGCCCGAUGAUGUGGCUGCAGCAGUGGAGGCCGCCUCAGAUGCACUGGGAAGCUGGAGUGGAGUCCCCGGAGGCGAGCGGGCCCAGCACCUGACCAGGCUGGCCAAGAUGAUCCAGAAGCACCAGCAGCUUCUGUGGACCCUGGAUUCCCUGGCCACUGGGCGGGCUGUGCGGGAGGUUCGCAAUGGGGACGUCCCGCUGGCCCAGCAGCUGCUGCGAUACCAUGCAGUCCAGGCCCAUGUCCAGGAGGAGGUGCUGCCCGGCUGGAAGCCCAUGGGAGUUAUUGGCCUCAUCCUACCACCCACGUUCUCCUUCCUGGAGAUGAUGUGGAGGAUUUGCCCUGCCCUGGCAGUGGGCUGCACCGUGGUGACCAUUGUACCCCCGGACUCCCCAACGCCCCUCCUCCUGGCCCAGCUGGCAGGGAGCCUCGGUGCCUUCUGUGGAAUCCUCAAUGUGGUCACUGGCCCUGCCUCCCUGGGGGCCGUUCUGGGCCACUGUCCCGGAGUGCAGAAGGUGGUCUUCUGUGGAGCUGCAGAGGAGGCACGUGUCCUGCGGCAGAGCCUAGCAGGCCACUGGCUGGAGCUGAGCCUAGCUCUGGGCAUGGAGUCGCUGCUGCUGCUGUUGGACUCAGCUGAUGUGGACUCGGCCGUGGAGGGCAUUGUGGAUGCAGCCUGGUCUGACCGCAGCCCGGGCGGCCUCAGGCUCCUGGUCCAAGAAUCUAUGUGGGAGGAAACCAUGAGGCGACUCCAGAUAAGGAUGAAGAGGCUGCGGAGUGGCCGAGGGCUGGACGGGGCUGUGGACAUGGGGACCCGAGGGGCUGCUGCCCGUGAUGUAGCCCAGCACUAUGUACAGGAGGCCCAGAGCCAGGGUGCAGAGGUAUUCCAGGCUGUCACCAUGCCCCCAGGCAGCCCAUUCUAUCCCCCAACGUUGGUCUGUAGUCUGCCCCCCGCCGCACCAUGUGCCCAGGCAGAAGUCCCGUGGCCAGUGGUCAUGGCCUCCCCUUUCCGCACAGCCAAGGAGGCGCUGGCCAUGGCCAACAGCAUGCCCCGGGGAGGCAGCGCCAGCGUGUGGAGCGAGAGGCUGGGGCAGGCGCUGGAGCUGGGCUAUGGGCUCCGGAUGGGCACAGUCUGGGUCAACACCCACGGCCUCAGAGACCCUGCAGUGCCCUCAGGUGGCUGCAAGGAGAGUGGGUCUUCCUGGCACGGGGGCCUGGAUGGUCUGUACGAGUACCUGCAGCCCCCAGGGACCCCUGACCAGCCGCCUUUUGUCUCUGAGCAUCUGAACUAUGACAACUUCGGCCCUGCCGUACCCGCAACCCUGCCAGCAUGGCCCGAAACAGGGCCCAGCCCAGUGCCCCCCUAUGGGCUCUUCGUGGGGGGCCGAUUCCAGCCUCCUGGGGCCAGGAGCUCCAGGUCCGUCUGGGAUUCUUCGGGCAAACUCCAUGGCUACGUGGCCGAGGGUGGAGCCGAGGACGUGCGAGGCGCUGUGGAGGCCGCUCACCGGGCUGCCACUGGCUGGGAGCGUCAGUGCCCAGGGGCCCGGGCGGCCCUGCUGGUGGCAUUGGCAGCUGCGCUGGAGCAGAGGGGCCCCGGCCUGGCCUUGCAGCUGAAGCGGCACGGUGCGCAGCUCGAGGCUGCCCAGGCGGAAGUGGAGCUCAGCGCCAGGCGACUCCGGGCGUGGGCGGCCCAGGCCCAGGCUCAGGCCCAGGGCCACACCCUGCAGGUAGCAGGGCUCAGAGGCCCUGUGCUCCGCCUUCGGGAGCCACUCGGUGUGCUGGCAGUCGUGUGUCCUGACGAGUGGCCUCUGCUUGCCUUCGUGUCCCUGCUGGCCCCCGCCCUGGCACACGGCAAUGCUGUGGUCUUGGUGCCCAGCGGGACCUGUCCCCUGCUGGCCCUGGAGGUCUGCCAGGAUGUGGCCUCGCUGUUCCCCGCUGGCCUGGUGAACGUAGUGACAGGAGAUCGCGACCACCUGACUCGCUGCCUGGCCUUGCACCAGGACGUCCAGGCGCUGUGGUAUUUUGGAUCUGCAAAGCAUCUGGAAGGGUUGCUCGCUAGGAGUGCGGCAUCCAGCAAGGUCAAGCCUUGGGUCUCCUCUCAUAACCCUGUUUCUAAGAAAGCAGCUGCUCAGCAAAUGAGCUGCGGACAGCACCAACCCCUCCCUCUCCCCAUCCCAGGGCUCCCAGUUCGUGGAAUGGGCUUCAGCAGGGAACUUCAAGCCCGUGUGGGUGAACAGGGGCUGCCCACGGGCCUGGGACCAGGAGCCCCAGGGGGCGGGCCCAGAGCUGGGGCUGCGGGCAGCAUGGACCAAGGCCCUGUGGCUGCCUAUGGGGGACUGAUGUCCAGUGCCAGCGCUCCUGUUCCACGGAGCAGACGCGGACCCUGACAGACGCCAGGCACCUAGAACUUUCCUCUCAUGGUCCUGUGUCCUCCAAUAAACUGUCUGACCAACCCCAGACAUGUUUGGAGGGCAAGGCGGGGGACUGUGACUUCUGAUCUUUAUGAAGCUCUUUAGCUCUGGAUUCAGCAGCCCCGGUGGGCGUCUAAAGGACAACACAGCAUUUGUGAGACAGAUAAAGGGGACUCUGAGAGCCCUACCCAGGGCAUUCUGCGGAGGGCAGCGGGAGGGGUUGGAGGGAAAUCCCUGGAGGCCCCUUGCACUGAGUGUGGUUUUAUGGGCCACUUGGGGGCUUUAAAGGGCUUUAAUGCAUUCAUCAUGCUACUGCCCAGACACAGCCCAGCAAGGCAGGAAGGGCCCUAGGUCCCCUGCUGGGGCAGGGGAUUGGCCAGCCUGGGUCAGGUGUCCUCUUCGGUCCAAUCACAUCUACCCAGGGCAGCUGGCCUAGGACAGUCAGCCAUCCCGUGCGACCAUCAACCACAGAUUCUGGUGCGCAGGGUUUCCUGUCACUACUGCCACAACUUCCCACAAACAGGCUUGAAAGCAAACAGCAUGACUGUAUUGUCUUACAGUUCUGGAGGUCAGUGUGGGAAAUGAGUGUUCCUGAGCUAAGUAGAGAGGUCAGCAAGGCCUUGUGCCUUUCGGAAAGCUCCUGGGCCCAUGCCCAUCUCGUACGUUUUCUUGUUUGUGUUUUUGAUUUUUUGAGACAAGGUCUCACUAUGUAUGAAUUUGCAGCAAUC
Messenger RNA from Fukomys damarensis (Damara mole-rat), 3553 nucleotides. It is a transcript of the gene Aldh16a1, whose product is annotated as aldehyde dehydrogenase 16 family member A1. The record is from RefSeq and is a predicted model, not a curated record. NCBI's taxonomy places the organism in Eukaryota, Metazoa, Chordata, Mammalia, Rodentia, Bathyergidae. Gene Ontology annotation, molecular function: oxidoreductase activity, acting on the aldehyde or oxo group of donors, NAD or NADP as acceptor. The transcript is spliced from 17 exons. The coding region runs from base 198 to 2801 and encodes 867 amino acids.